AAACGUCAAUGACGUCAACGUUGGAUACCCACAGUACAGUUUUGAAGUUCAGCUCCAGAUCAAAAAGUGCUCAUAAAACAACUCAACAGAAGAAAGGAUGUGUUGGCUGUAAAUCCUGUUUUCUUCUCUGAAGUAUUUACAGUCCUCUCUUGAGUGACCACAGAGAUGCCUUAUCACUGUGUCGCCUAUGGAUGUGGCAAAACAUCAGAAGAUGGUGUUACACUUUUUAGAUUCCCCAAAGACCAGCAAGAGUUUUUGAAAUGGGAGAAGCAAGUCCAGCGAACCCGCACCAGUUGGGUCGCCACACCAAACUCUUACCUGUGCAGCGAGCACUUUGGUAGGGAGUAUUUUGAGCCCAGACCACUAACAGCUCAGCUGAAGCUGAAACCUGGAGCUGCUCCUACAGUGUUUUUGCGCCCGCAUUGUUCUGUCUGCAUCGGAGAGGGCUGCGAUAAUUGCCUACCUGCUAUACAACGCCGCAACCUUCUAACUGAUUCAAGGGAGUUUAACACAAGUUUUGAUGACACUGAUGGAGGAGAGAAUAGACCAACUGUGUGUGAGAUGUGUGGCACGACUGGCACAUCAAGCAGCUUCUUUUCAAGGACCAAGCGUUUCUGCAGUUUAUCCUGUUCACGUUCAUUUUCAUCAAACUCCAAGAAGAGCUCCAUACUGGCACGUCUGCAGGGAAAGCCCCCAUCAAAGAAAGCUACAGUGCUGAACAAGGUGAACAAAACCCCUUCAGUCCCAUUGGUAUCAGAAGCAACUUCUACUCGUUUUGAGUGGGGCGCUUACUUGGACAAAGAAACAUCUCUUGCUGUGUCAGUGUCCUGCUUCAGACAUGCUCCACUGUGCUCCCAGUGGGACGACAUUCAUGUAGGAAUGAAGGUGGAAGUCCUGAACACAAACGCAGUCCUGCCAAGUAAAGUCUACUGGAUUGCUACUGUCAUCCAGGUUGCAGGAUACAAAGCUUUGUUAAGAUAUGAAGGCUUUGAACAUGACAGCAGCCAUGAUUUUUGGUGCAGCCUCGUUUCAGGAGAGCUCAACCCGAUUGGAUGGUGCGCCAUGACAAGCAAGCUGCUGGUGCCACCUAAAGAUGUGAAGCAGGACAUCUUAGACUGGAAAGGCUACCUGAUGAAGAAGCUGGUGGGGGCUGACACUUUACCUGUUGACUUCUACCUGAAGCUUGCAGAGAGCAUGAGGACUUCCUUCAGAAUCGGUAUGCGUGUCGAGGUGGUGGACCCCAAGCAUGUGAGUCGGACUCGUGUUGCCCUCAUUGACUCGAUUGUUGGUGGUCGUCUGCGGUUGGUGUACGCAGACCAAAGUGACGCCCCUCCAAACGUUACACUCGACUUCUGGUGCCACAUGUGGAGUCCCCUUCUGCACCCAAUGGGCUGGUCCAGCAGAGUGGGUCAUGACAUUAAAGAAGCAGCAACCAGUAUGGAAGCUGCGAACUCAAAGGGGCACUUGGACAGUUCAAAUCUGCUCUUUAAAAAGCCCAGAUUUGUCUUUAUGGAGAUGGGUUUCUUCGAGGAGGGAAUGAAGCUAGAGGCCAUCGACCCUCUUAAUCUGGGAAGCAUCUCUGUGGCCACUGUGCAUAAGGUGUUGUUAGACGGCUACCUGAUGGUGGGCAUCGAUGGCAUGAUAACCAACAAUGGCUCUGAUUGGUUUUGUUUCCAUGCCUCCUCUCAUGCACUCCUUCCUGUGGGCUUUUGUGAGAAGAACAACAUCCCUCUGACUGUACCUCCAGACUAUGACUCAAAGACCUUCACCUGGCAAAAAUACCUGAAGGAGACUGAAGCUCAGGCUGCACCAAAGAGACUGUUCAAUGUCGACUACCCAGGUCAUGGCUUCUCCCCCAACAUGAAGCUGGAAGCGGUGGACCUGAUGGAGCCUCGCCUGGUGUGUGUGGCCACCGUGAAGCGCUGCGUGGGCCGCCUGCUGCUCAUCCACUUUGACGGUUGGGAGGACGAAUUCGACCAGUGGAUUGACCACGAUUCCCCGGAUAUCUACCCCGUCGGCUGGUGUGAGCUCGUGGGCUACCAGCUGCAGCCGCCUCCUGGGCUCGUAAAUUUAUCUGAAAGCCAGGCUGCACAAGGCAAGAAAGCCAAGCCCGUCACAUUGGGGAGAAAGAAAAAGAAACAUGGCAGGAAGAGGCUUUCUCAGGAGCAUGCUGAUAAUGAUGCUGGUCAGGAGCAUGAUAGGCAGCCUGAAGCCCCCAGCAUUUACAGUCCUCCUGUGCCUGAAGAACCAAGACUUCCUCUAAAGGCUCCUCUCAUCCAGCCUAAAACUGAGCCAGAGGAGCAGGAGGUCUAUGCAGUGCAUGUGAAAGUUGAGGAGGUGGAAGUGGAGAUGGAGACCCCCUCCAAUGCUCCAGACCACCGUCCACAGGCCCCUCUGAGUCUUAUUAAAUUGGAGGAGACAGGUGAGUCAGGACAACGUCAAGAACCAGAGCAGAGCUGCUUGAAAAGCAGCGCCCAUGAUAAAACGGAAAGGGGUGAAGCAGCAAGAGGACAGAAGGAGUUCUCCUCACUGGAAGAGAGCUGCAAUGAAGACAGGAUGAAGGAGAAAAGACGAGAAGGAGACAAGGCUUUAGAGGCCUCAGAGAUCAGUGUUGACAUGGAUGAUGGAGCUGCAGUCAUAGAGGGAUGAACUGUCUCCUUAGAGAAUGGAAAAAACUGGGAAGCGGGGAUGAAUAAAGGAGUAGGAAUGGCUGAUUGAGCUGUAAGACCAACAUGAUGGAAAAAUGCUGCAAAGACGCUAAAAUAUUUUAAAUGCAGAGAGGUACGACAUCUAUAAGUAGAGGCAGUUUAUCUUUGAAUAUCUAACAUGUCUAGCAUAACAUGGAAUUGUGUUCUAAAAGCAUGCCGCUCCACCAGAUUUUCUCCUUUUUAUUCUCAGCUGGGAUGUGGCUGUGCAUGAUAUAACAAAAACAGGGAGAUGUUAAAUAGUGUGCUUAAAUUACAUUAAUGAAUAGUACAUCUGGAUGCCAUGUUCAGAUGUUGCCUGUAAAUCAGCAAGACUAAAUCCUGUCACACAAGAUAAUCGUGCUGAUUUUCUGCCUGAUUUCUUCUUUGUACUACAGUCAGUAAAGGCCUGAUAAUCAGGUGAAUCCAAAGGUUAUCUUUACAGAUUUUCCUGUAGUGUGCUAGGAGAGUCUUUCCCUCUCUGAUCUGUUCGGACCACAAUCUGAGCCACUCUGACUUUAAAUCAUAGAAAUUGAACAUUUUCGAUAAUUAGAUUUAGAAAUCCUUUUGGGUGUGUGUGCACUUGGGCCAGCUAUGCAGGCUUGAGCAGGAAUCUUAUGUGGAACUGAUAAAAGCCAAUCAAAAGGCAAGCUAACUAAAGGAGGAAGCACAGCAAACACAGCCAUGGCAACAUGAAGCCUAAAGUUCAGACUGAUAUCAGAAAUGGGGGAGCAUCUUGCUGAUGUGUUGUAACAACACAAGUGUUUUAUAUGUAUCCUGUCAAUCGAAUUGACAAGAGAGGGAGCUGCGAUUUAGUAUGUUUACUCUAAAGUUGUGUUUGACCAUGCAAGAUUUGGAGUUUUGAGUGAAGACUGGUUGGAAAUAGGGUUGAUUUGACAGGGGGCAGCUUAGUGAAUUUUAGUACUACCUCACUCUAGUUUGAGAUAUUUACACCGAAUAUGCUG
This is a messenger RNA of Cheilinus undulatus (humphead wrasse), 3649 nucleotides long. RefSeq names its product L3MBTL histone methyl-lysine binding protein 2 (gene l3mbtl2). Gene Ontology annotation, molecular function: zinc ion binding. Gene Ontology annotation, biological process: regulation of DNA-templated transcription. Bases 166 to 2649 code for a protein of 827 amino acids. The transcript is spliced from 18 exons. Gene Ontology annotation, cellular component: nucleus. NCBI's taxonomy places the organism in Eukaryota, Metazoa, Chordata, Actinopteri, Labriformes, Labridae. The record is from RefSeq and is a predicted model, not a curated record.